GGGAUAUGUCAUUGUGACAAAUGAUUUUGCAGUUGUCGAUUUUACAAAUCCAACGAGAACGAACUUUUUGCGGUAGCGGAAAGAAUUGGAAAUUCAUAUUACUUGGAGUUACGCUACAAUCAUAAUUGUGAAAUCGCGAAUACAGCAAACAAUGUGCCGGAAGACCUAAAUGAGUGGCACAGAAGGUUGGCGCAUCAGAACUUUACUAACGUGAAAGAUAUUUUGAGGAAAAAUAAUAUUGAGUUUAAACAAACAACAAAGUCUGAGUGUGAGAGUUGUUUGGUCGGAAAAAUACAUAGAUUGCCGUUCAGUAGAAACGAAUACAAGAGUACCAAGACUUGCGAGUUAAUUCAUGCUGAUACCUGCGGUCCCAUGGAAGAAAUGUCAGUUGGUGGGUCAAGAUACUUUGUCAUUCUAAAAGAUGAUACCUCAAACUUCAGGAAGGUGUAUUUUGUGAAGACUAGAGAUGAGAUCAAAUAUUGCAUCGAGAACUUUAUAAAUAAGGCGGAGAAUAUUACUGGAAACAGAGUGAAAACAUUCAGGAGUGACAAUGGCCUUGAGUUUGUGAACAGCGGUGUGAAGGAAAUAUUUUCAAGAAGGGGUAUAACACACCAAACUACAGUACCAUACUCCCCCAAACAGAAUGGGAAAGCAGAAAGUGAGAACAGAACAUUAGUAGAAGCAGCAAGGACAAUGAUCCAUGAGCGGAACUUACCUAAGAAACUAUGGGCGGAAGCUAUAAAUACAGCAGUGUUUGUGUUGAACAGAACUGGAAGGAGUCAUGAAGAAGGGAAGUCUCUGUUUGAGGUAUGGACUGGCAAAACAUUUAAUAUAUUCAAUUUGGAAAACUUUGGUGCAGAAGUGUAUGUACACAUUCCAAAGGAAAGAAGGAGGAAGUGGGAUAAGAAAGGAGAGAAGGGAUUGAUGGUUGGCUAUGAGGAAGAUGUGAAAGGGUAUUGCAUAUACUUCCCUCAGAAGAACACAGUAGAGUCUAAAAGGGACAUAGUUUUCCUACAGGAAAAAGGGAAAGAGAAUCGUCAAAUGGAGAGAGAUGAAGGUCAAACUGUAGUGUCACUAGAUCUUGAAGAAGAGAUGGUGACAGAGAUGAGUCCCGAGGAAGAUGAAAAUGAGUUAGCCACGCCUAUACCCGAAGAGAAGACUUUAGAAGAACAUAACUCGGAAAGCGACAGUGAGCGACCAAGCAUUCAAGAACAACGCCUACCAGAAAAAAAUAGUCCACGCCUAGAAGAAAAAGGCAAGCGAAUGCGUAAACAAACAUCAUUCUACAAGUGUGAUAAUGUACAGUUAGCUAAAAAUGAAUGUGAACCAAUUACAUAUAGUGAAGCUAUGAGUAGAAGUGAUGCUAAUGAAUGGAGUGCGGCUAUUGAUAGGGAACUUCAGACACUGAAAGACAAUAACACAUGGACAUACUGUGAUUUACCUGUAAAUUUAAAAACUAAACGGUGACCUCUGUCCCAUUUCCAAAUACCAGCAGAUACUUCACAAUGGGCCAGAAGGUUGGAUGUGGUGGGGAGCUAAGUUGGCGUUCAAACCAGCUGCGCUCGCCCUCACUGCGGUGACGUCACUGCUGCCGGCGCGGCAGACGGUCGAUAAUGACGGGCUGCCGAAAUCUAAUAUAGAUGCGACACAACGCUUUGUAGUGGAGAGUGCUGUUAAGGAGCAAGCGACACACCUCCUCAACAACUUCCCGCCUGGCGCCGAACGAGUGGGCACCGUGGACGAUCUGAUGAGGAGCAGUGGUUACACAAACAGGGAGACCUUUGAAAUACUGCUCGGCUAUCUAGUGGCGCAGGGGGCCGCUGUUAAGCUGGAUGAUGUUGUUAAAUUGGCGGAACCAAACAGAAAGGCGGAUCCGAUAAGCGAGAUGGACCAAGCGAUGGUGAAACUCGUCUCCGCUGAGAGGAGGCUGGACACGGAUGCCGCACGGCUGGCCCGCGAGCUGGAGACUACUGACAACGAUGUGAGAGCCGCUCUUAAACUGGGGAAUAAACUCGCUGCCAAAAACCACCUGCGCCGCAAGCACAAAACGCAGCUGCGUUUGCAGCGCUGCGAGGCGGCGCUCGAGAACGUCCGCCAGCUGCUGCAGCAGGCGAGGGAUUCCGCCGUCGACAGCGCCGUCGUUGAUACUUAUCGUACGAGCGCACAAGCCAUGAAGAGCACAAUGAAAGGCGCCGGCCUGGAGGAGGACCUCGUGCACGACACCAUGGAUGACUUGAAGGAGGUGAUGGACACAUACAACGAGGUGGAGAGGGCGUUAGGCGGUACCAUCGACGAUAUAGAUGUAGCCGACCUGGAGCAAGAGCUGAACGAGCUGCUGUCCGGCGCGGGGGGCGGGGGCACGCCGCAGAAGCAAACUGGGCAAGAAGAUGUAAAACUACCCUCACCUCCAGCGCGAACUCCUCGCAAGGAAUCGGAAAGGGAGAGGGAGUUCGUGUUCGACGGCGAGGAGCGGAUGCUCGCAGAUCUGGACCGGCUCGGCGCUGAGGAGCCGGGCAGAGGAGUGGCCGAGGCCCUAAAAGCGAGUCCAAAGAAGAGCCCCAAAGCGGAAACGGCGUCCAAGCCGUGGUACCCGCCGCAGGGCGAGUGCCUCGCGUGGGAGAGGACACCCGACUCGCGGGACCGCGGCUACGGCGAGCUGCGGCAGGACGAGAGGCUACAUCCCGGCCAAGAGCUGAACGUGGACUUCACGACCCCCCCGCGGCACUACGGCGGCGAGUUCCAGGUGCGCGACCACCGCGCGGCCGCCGGCGUGUGGCUGUUCAACAGCGCCGACCGCGCCGCCGCCGCGCCGCCCGGUCCACCCGAAACAGCGAAAGCGGAGAGGUUCGUGGUAGCGCCGGGAGGGGAGAGGGAAACGAAGAGGCACGACGCCAACGAGCUCGACGAGCUGGAGAGGAGGCUGCACAACCUGAGGGGCUUCCGCUCCUAGUGGAUAAACUUUGACGCCUCUAACAGACAGAUAGCGCAAAUUAUAAAUAUGUAAUAUUGUCAUACAGCAAUAAUUGUUAGCCAUAAAUUGUAAGUCUGUAAAUAUAUUUGUAUAUAAAAUAGUAAAAAAGAUAAUUGUAGAUAGGAAGAGAAAGAAAAUUAGAAAAAUCCACAAAAAAAUUUACUACUAACCAUGUACUUUUGGGGAUGAAAUUUGUAUAAAAAUUUGAUGUGUUUUAGAACGGUACGAGCAGAUUGAGUUUGAUCUAGUCUAGAUUAAUUCGCGCAUAAUAUAAAUCUAGAUUUAUAUUCGUUUAGUCCUUUCGUAGUGGAUGUCUUUAUCUUAGUGGCUACCUAAGCCCGAUCUGUCCACGGACGGUUGGACAGAACACAAAGAGACAGACAAUCAGAUUGACAGAUAAACAGACUGACAGGCAGAAAUGAGGACAGACAGACAGACAGACGGACAGAGAAAUUAUAGUAACAGUGGUCCCGUUUUACCCUCUCGGUAUGGAACCCAAAAAACUAGCAACAUUCUCUUAUAAUAUUUAAUUUAUUUACUACGAUGAAAAACAAAUAAAAAAUUAUUCUUAUAAGUCAAAAAGUUCUGCUCGUAGCGUGCUAAUGAAAUUCAAACUUAAAAUAUUUAGUGUCUUAAAACUUGAUGAUUAAUAAUGUAAUCAUAUUAUUUGUAAGGAAAAAUUUGAAAAUGGACAAAAAAAGUACUGGAAUCCAGCUAUAAGUGCCUAUAAAUAAUCUAUGCUUAUAUUAUAAAGUGGUAAAGUUUGUGAAUUUGUGACUUUGUGUCAAUGUAGGGGUAAUCUAUGGAUCUACUAUAUUUUUUUUAAUGGGAGUCAACCCUCAAAGAUCUAUAAUAACAUAAGUGCUACGUAAUGUGUUUUUGUAUUUCAAUAAAAUUUUCAGCGUUUAUGUAAUUUAUUAGGGGCCAUCCAUAAGUUACGUCACACGGAUUCUAGGCUUUUUUUUUACCCCCCUCUAUAUCCCAUCUUAGGAACUCUCUCUCCCUUGAUGUAACACAUUUUGAAUUUGAUGAAGAAUUUAUUUAAAAAAAUUAAUAGAAAAAGCAAAGAAACAAAAAAAAAGUAUAAAUAUUUAAAAGUACAUAUUUUAUAUUUUUUACACGUGACGUGACAAAGCUUCUGCCCCACUUGCCCCCCCUCUCCCUCCGACCCGCUUUAACGUGUGUGGUAUGUAUGGAUGACCCCUUAGCAUAUGUAAACUCACGUGUGCGCUUAACUUGAGUAAUUUUAAGUGUCCGCUAAUAAGUAAUGACAAGCAAUAAUAUACGGCCUUGGGUGUGCUAAGUUUUGUAUUUUAACGUUAUUAUUUUAUAAAUGUACUUUGUAUAGUGAUAUAUAUAUGUGAUGUGCCAAUUAUUUGUAAUCGUAUAUUUUAUUUUGGUAUGAUAUUUGUAAUCAUAAAAUAUUAAUUUAAGUUGGCAACCCCUUCACUAUUUCCGCUGCAUUUACAAAUACCCUCAGUGUUUAAUGAUUAUCGAUCAUUCAACGUUUAGCAUUCGAACGAUGCGCACGCAUUCUAGUAACUUUUAUACAUUUUGCCUUUUAUCGCUGUUCCAUAGCGAAUGAAUUUUGCACGACUCAUGAUGCGAAGCAUCCGAGAGAAUUAUUAACUAUUAUCGAAAUAUUCGUUUUGCCUCGGUUCCGCAACUAUUUUAUUAACUACACGAUCGGCUAUCCACACAAUCACUUCAACCUUUAGAAAGCGCACCUGAAGGGGGUCAGUGGGGAAACAAUGAAAGAACCCUCUUUUUCUCUUCAUAGUUUAUUCGAUGUGGACUGUAUUUCUUUAUUCUUAUGCGUAGCUUAUUCUUCAAUUUACAAUACUUAUUGUACUUGACAAUUUUUUCAGCCGAAAGCGCAGAUCGUAUAGAAUAUAACUUGUAGAGCGAAACAAUUUUGCAGAGUGAAUACUUAUAUUUUCUUUUUGAGCGAACAUAAAUAGGCUUUGUCGGGAUCCUCUCUCACGCACCCUCCGCGAGGAGGGUGUGUAGGGAAUGCUGUUCAGGGCGACUGCUUUCUGCAGCAAAUUGCAUACGCCGCCCGUUUACACGGGCGGGUCCUCAGGAGGGCUAGUCGCCCUUUUCUUUGGUAUUCUGUGUUUUCUCCGCGCCGCCGGACAUACCUAUUGGUAGGGGUGGUGUGAGAAAUUUUGGGUUAGUGGCGUGUCUGUAUGGAGUCGAACGACCGGGGUUAAUUGCGAGCUCACCCUCUUUGGGGCGGGGACUGAUUGGGCGCGAGGAAUCGACGUCGCGACGCGUGGCGAAGCACGCCGAAGUACCUGCG
Messenger RNA from Zerene cesonia (dogface butterfly), 5273 nucleotides. RefSeq names its product charged multivesicular body protein 7. Lineage: Eukaryota; Metazoa; Arthropoda; Insecta; Lepidoptera; Pieridae. Bases 1523 to 2950 code for a protein of 475 amino acids. Gene Ontology annotation, biological process: vesicle budding from membrane; late endosome to vacuole transport via multivesicular body sorting pathway. The record is from RefSeq and is a predicted model, not a curated record. The transcript is spliced from 12 exons. Gene Ontology annotation, cellular component: cytoplasmic side of plasma membrane; ESCRT III complex; multivesicular body.